GGGGGCCCGAAGCGCCAGAGAUGGCUGCUCAGCGAGGGAUGCCCAGCUCCGCCGUGAGGGUCCUGGAAGAGGCGUUGGGCAUGGGUUUGACGGCAGCCGGGGACGCGAGGGACACGGCGGACGCGGUGGCGGCUGAGGGCGCCUACUACCUGGAACAGGUCACCAUAACUGAAGCAUCUGAAGAUGACUAUGAAUAUGAAGAGAUACCAGAUGACAAUUUUAGCAUCCCAGAAGGUGAAGAAGAUCUGGCAAAAGCAAUUCAGAUGGCCCAAGAACAGGCUACAGAUACUGAAAUUUUGGAACGGAAAACAGUUCUUCCUUCAAAGCAUGCAGUACCUGAAGUAAUAGAAGACUUUCUCUGCAAUUUCUUGAUCAAAAUGGGAAUGACCAGAACUCUUGAUUGCUUUCAGUCUGAAUGGUAUGAGUUAAUACAGAAAGGAGUGACUGAACUUAGAACUGUUGGGAAUGUUCCAGAUGUCUACACCCAGAUUAUGCUUUUGGAAAAUGAGAACAAAAAUUUAAAGAAAGAUUUGAAGCACUACAAACAAGCAGCUGACAAAGCUAGAGAAGAUUUGCUGAAAAUUCAGAAAGAACGUGAUUUUCAUCGAAUGCAUCAUAAGCGAAUAGUCCAGGAAAAAAACAAAUUAAUUAAUGACCUCAAAGGGUUGAAGUUACAUUAUGCAUCUUAUGAACCGACUAUAAGGGUGUUACAUGAGAAACACCACACUUUACUGAAGGAGAAAAUGCUGACCUCCUUGGAAAGAGACAAAGUAGUUGGGCAGAUUUCUGGACUUCAAGAAACAUUGAAGAAACUGCAAAGAGGACAUAGUUACCAUGGUCCUCAAAUUAAAGUUGAUCAUAGUCGUGAAAAAGAAAAUGCACCAGAAGGUCCUACUCAGAAAGGUCUUCGUGAAGCCAGGGAACAAAACAAAUGUAAAACAAAGAUGAAAGGCAAUACAAAGGCCUCCUUCAACAGAAAUCAAGAGAAAGCUUAUGAGCUCAGUGCGAGAACAGCCCUCUGUCUAACUCCAUGCCUCCAUCAGCAGCAGUGGACAGGGAACUCUCAAACUUGGAAUAAGACCGUACCUCUGCAGGACACUAUUGGCAGGAGACAAGAGAACAACAGUGCACACCAGCACAUCGACUAAGACUGCCCAUCUUCAGGACAUUUGUCAGCAGGAGCCAAAUGGGAAAUUCUGAGCAACAGGUGUUCCUGGCUUGUUCUCCUCCAAUCCUCCCUUUCGUCAACACCCAUACCCUUUAUCUGUGUUCUUUACAGUCUUCAUAAAAGGAGUCCAGGACUUCCAGUUAAUCAUUUAUCCCAGAACUCUAAUCCUCCGUAAGGAUCCUUUUUUUUUGACCCAAUAUUUCCCUCUUCUGACUCCCCAAACCCUUUCUUUGUACUCUAUUGAAUUCAAGGUCAGUCAACAAAAAAGUCCUUUAUAUUUUAAUAUUUUACUAUGAGUGUUCCCUUCACCUUCUGUGCUAAUGAAAAUCUAGAUUUUCCUUCAUGAUAGUUUCCCCUGCAUCCAUUGAGGUUCUGGUAAAUGUUUUAACAAUCAACUCUUUGGAAGAAGAAAACAAAAGCCUUGAUUUGUAUAGUGUUUUCCAGUUUCUGUGCUGUUAAACACUCACACCAUAGCCAUUUAAGCUAUCUUCUCACUUCACUGAAUAAGGAGCCUGGGACUUGAUGUCCACACUCAGCUCUCCUAAGCCAGUAUGAGAGAGCAACAACACAUCACAUCUUACAGUACCUUUAAGGGUAACUGUUCUCUCUACUCCACUCAAAUGUAGCAUAGGUCCUGAAAGUCAGAUAAGUGUCCCCUUUGCUUCUCAUUGCUGCUUUCAGUUUGUUCUCCCUCCUUCAUGAACAUACCCUUCCGUGAAUCUCAUGUCAUCAGAUUUGCCCACUCAUUGUACCUUUUUGUUAUGGGCACCUCUUCUCACCUCAUCUUUUUGUCAAUUAAAAAAAUUAAUCCCCGUGAUAUUGUCACUUUCUUAAAAGUGAUUCCUCCAUAAUGCUUCAUGAUUGAAAUGUUGAUAUGGAUGAUCCUUCUAACUCUCUGAAGUUUCAGUUCCUUGACAGCCUCUCCUCCAGUGAUCCACUUAACUCACUUUCAUAGUCAUUUCCUAGGCCUUGUUAUUGCAAGUAACUGCUAUAAUUUUUCAUUGCCUCUAUUGUUUGCUCCCUACCCCCCGAAUCUCUGCAUACUGAGGUGUUUCAAGGCUCAGUUCUUGACCCUCUGUUGGUUGUCUUCACUCCCUAGGUGAUCUCAUCCAGUCUUAUGGCUUUAAAUUCUGCCUAUAUAUUAAUUAUCCCUUAAUUUACAUCUUCAACUGAGAUCUCUUCUCUGAACUCUAGUUUCAUAUAUCCAACUGCUUACUGAACACCUCCAGUUAAAUGUCAUUUCUUCAUUUCAAUUAUCUCCCCUUCCAUGUUCUCCUUCUUAAUUAAUGGAAACUCCACACUUUAGUUACUUAGCCAAAAAACUCUAGAGUCAUCCCUGAGACGUCUCUCUCUCUCACAUCUCACAUCUGAUAAGAAAAAGAAAUUAUUUUGGCUCUAUCUUUGAAAAAAUAUCUACAUUUUCAUUUUUUCUUACCACUAGCACUUUUGCUCUCUGUUUUUUUUUUUUUGCCACCGUCUGUAGUUUGUAUUAUUGCAAAAGCCUCCUAACUGAUCUCUGCUUUUGUCUUUACUUUUCUUCAGUCUCUUUUGAACACAGCAGCCACAGUCAUCUUCUUAAAACAUAAGUCUGUCCAUGACAUUUCUCUGCUGAAAAUUUUCCAGUAACCUCCCAUCUUACUGAGUUACAGGUAAGGUCAUUAUAACCUCUGAGGCCCUACAUUACCUAGAUCCCUUUUACCUCUCUGACAUUAUCUCCUGCUACCCUCCCAUCUUUUGCUCAAUUGCAGGCACACUAGCCUCCUACAAAUUCUACUUAUUUAUAGAACACUGUAGGUAUGCCCCACCUUGAGGCUCUUGCACUUGAGUUUUUAUCUUCUGUCUGUGUUAUUUUCCUUCAGAUAAUUCAGAUGGCUCAUCUCUCACUUUAUUUAAAGCUUUACUCAAAUGUUCCCUUUUCAGAGAGACUUUUCAUAGCCAUCCAAUCUAAAUUUUAAUGCUGCCUCUAAUUCACUGGCACUUCUUUGGCCUCUAUCCUACUUUAAUUUUUCUUUUUGCCUAUCUUACAUAUCUCUCAUAUGCUAUGUUGUACUUAUUAACUCAUUGUAUCACUUCCCACUAGAAUGUAAGUCCCAUGAAAGCAGGAAUAUUUAUUAAUUGUAUUCACUGCUAUAUUCUCAGUGCCAGAAAAAUGCCUGGCAAAUAGUAAUUAUCCCAUAAAUAUGUAAAUUUGAAGGAAUGCAUAAAUUAAAAAAUGUGUUUUGUUAGUUGCUAUUGUAUAGAUAUGCAUUGAUUACUACAAGUUGAUCAGAAAUAGAGUGUUUCUGCUAAACCCCCUGUUUCUAUAAUUUGUCUAUAGGCUUUUUGGGAAUUUUCUUUGUAAGUAGUAUCAUCUGUGAAAAAUAAUAGUUGUGACUUUCAUUUUUCAAUUCUAAAAAUUUUUAUUUGUAUUUCUUAUAUUUGUGCUUUGUCUAGGUCCUCCAGAAAGUUAAAUAGAAGUGGUUAAAUAGUGGUGGUUAUACUAUUUGUGAUUUUAAAGGUGAUGCAUCUGAUGUUUCAACACAAGGAAUGAUAUUUAUUGUCUUUGGUGGUUAUUCUUUAUCAAGUUGAAAAAAUUUGUUUUCCUUUGAUAUUUAAAGUUUGUGUUUUACCAUGAGUAUAUUAAUUUUUUUGACCAUAAGUGAUUGGUAAUUUUAUCAUGUUUAAGUUUUAAGAUUUUAUUUUAUCAUGAAUAAGUAUUGUAUUUUCUGCUUCUGAGACUGUUUUCUCCAUUAAUAUUUUAAUGUGGUAAAUGUUGCCAUGGAUUUUAAAAUGUAAACAUUCUCUUUCAUUCCUGGAAUAAAACUAAUGUAUUCAUCAUGUGUUAUUUGAGUUACAUAACACUGGACCUAGUUAAUCAUUUUUUCAUAGGAUGCUUACUUCUAGUUUAUGAAUAAAAUUGAUCUUUAAUUUUCCUGUUCAGUCACUGUCUUUUUAUAAUUUUAGUAUCAUUGAAUAAGUUGUGGAAUAGUUCCUUUCUUCUAUUCUUUGAAAGAUUUUUAUACCCUGGAAGACCUAUUCCUUAAAUGUAUGGUAGAAGUCUUCUGUAAAACUAAUUGGAACUGUUAUAUAUUUAUAGGAAGAUUUUAUACUGUGGAUUCAGAUUUCUUUGUAAUGUAAUAGAAGUUAUUUCUUCCUUAAUCAAUUUUUAUAAAUUCUGAAGUAAUAUGCUUACAUGAAUAUGACCAUUUCAUCUGAGUUUUAAAUUUACUGGCUUAAAAUAUUUAUCAUAUUUUUUAUUAUCUUUUAAAUCUCAAAUGGAUCCAUAAUUAUAUUCUCUUUAAUUUGUGAAUUCUAUUUCUUGCCCUCCCUUCCAACAGUUUUCCCCUCCCUUCCCAUCUCACAUCAUUCUUCCUGUAAAUAUAUAAAUUUUGUUGGUACUUUUAAAGAUCCAAGCUUUGGAUUUUAUAAUCAUUAUGUUUAGCUUUUUUCUUGUAUAACUUUGUAGUUUCAUUGUUAUGAUCUUCUUCUGCCUAUAGUCUUUGAGUUUAUGCUUUGUUUCUUUUUCCAGCUUCUUAAGUUGAUACAUAACUCAUUAAUGGUUGGCUUUUCUACUAUUUUAAGUACUUAAUACUAUUAAUUUUCCCCAAAUACUGUUUCAACUGCAUCCCACAGAUGUUUAUAUGUAGCAUUUUAAUUUUUGUUUAGUUUUAAGUAUUUUAAGGUUUCCAUUAUGGUUUGUUCUUUGUCCUGUGGCUUAUGUAGAGGACAUUUUCAAAUUUACAUAUGCAUGGGUUUUGGGUUAUUUUUUUAUUUGGGUUAUUAUGUAUUUGUAGUUGAAAUAAAUCAUGGUCAGAAUGCAUGGUUUGUAUGAAACCAAUUCUUGAAAUUUCUUGGGAGUUGCUAUGGCAGAGAUUUCUAGUUUUCUACCAAAAAAUGUUUUCUUUAUUCCUGUAGUUUUCAUGAUAUAGCUGGGCAUAUAGUUAGGUACCUGUAUUUUUCAGUAUCCUGUACACCUAGAUGUUACCAUGAAACUAAAUGUUGCCAGUGGAAUUUGCACUUAAUAGUUGUGUGUUUGUGGAAUUACCUUUCAGAAAUAUUUACUCCCUCCCAUCAUUUUAAAGAAAGGAUUCUACUUCCCUGAUUUUUUUAGUCUUUGUUUUUUUCUUUUUUUUGAGACAGGGUGUCACUCUGUCACCCAGGCUAGAGCUCAGUGGCAUGAUCGCGGCUCACAGUAGCCUCGACCUCCCAGGGCUCAGCUGAUCCUCCCACCUCAGCCUUCCAAGUAGCUGGGACUACAGGCCUGCACCACCACACCUGGCUAAUUUUUAUAUUUUUUUGUCAAGAUAGAGUUUUGUCAUGUUGCUCAGGCUGGUCACAAACUCCUGGACUCAAGAGAUCUGUCUGUCUUGGCCUCCCAAAGUGCUGAGAUUACAGGUGUGAGCCACUGCACCCAGCUGUUUCCUGAUUAUUGAUGUAGAGCUUGGCCUUGGCCAUGUAACUUAUUUUGGUCAAUGAUAAUUUGAGAAACCUGACUCUACAGAAGCUUGAUAUAUGCUUGCACAUUUAGGUUUGCUCUGUCUGCCAUGGGCAUGAAAAGAAUGCGGCCAUUUCCCUUGAUAAUAUAUGUUCUUCAGAAACAUUAGAUAAUGUCAUAAUGCAUUAUUACUUGGAUAUUUCACAAUGUAUUUUAUGUUCCCAUGUCUACUCAUUUUGUUUAUUUCCGUUGUUUUGCUGUUUCAAAUAAUUCUAUGAGGCAAUUCUUAUACAUUAAAUUCUGUUCAUAUCUUAUUGUUUCUUUGGUAUAAAACUCAAGAACUGGUGAUCUUGGAUUAAAGGAUAUAAACAAG
Molecule: messenger RNA, 5955 nt
Organism: Homo sapiens (human)
Lineage: Eukaryota; Metazoa; Chordata; Mammalia; Primates; Hominidae
Gene: SPAG16
Product: sperm associated antigen 16
Exons: 10
Coding region: 21-1148 (375 amino acids)
Biological process (GO): axoneme assembly; cilium assembly
Cellular component (GO): axoneme; motile cilium; axonemal central apparatus
Source: RefSeq, a predicted model, not a curated record